AUGUCAGAUUUUGAGAAGAGCGCUUCGCCAACAGAUGCGGAGCUCAGUCAUGACUCUUCUAAUCCUCCGACCGUCACGAACCAGAAGGUAAAAUGGUACCGAUCUACAUUUUACAAUGCCCUCAUUCUCGGAGUUUGUAAUUUUCUUGCCCCAGGUAUCUGGGGUGCUAUGAACUCUUUGGGCGGCGGAGGUGAAGAGGAGCCAUAUCUGGUCAACGCAGCAAAUGCAUUGACAUUCGGACUUAUGGUGGUCUCCUGCUUUCUAUCCAGUGUCGUUGUCCGUUUUAUCGGUAUAAAGUGGACUUUGAUUGUAGGCACGAUGGGAUAUGCACCCUAUGCGGCUGGGCUGUAUCUGAACAACCGAUUCGGCCAGGAGUGGCUUGUCAUCCUUGGAGCAGCAUUAUGUGGUAUUUCCGCAGGAAUAUUCUGGAUGGCAGAGGCAGCAAUCGCUCUUUCCUACCCGGAACCCUAUAACCAAGGCCGCUUUCUGGGGUUCUGGCUCAGUUUUCGCGUCGGGGGACAAAUACUUGGCGGUGCUAUCAGCUUGGGUAUCAACGCCAAGCGUGCGACGACAGGCAGUGUCUCUUACGCUGUGUAUAUCAUUUUCAUUGUCUUGCAGGCCCUGGGUCCAUUUGCUGGGUUUUUAUUAAACAAACCGUCGCAAGUUCAAAGAAAGGACGGCAUUCCUGUUAAGCUUCAGGUCACCAACAGUGUGGGAUAUGAGCUCAAGGCAAUGGUGAAGCUUUUUAUCAGCCGCAAGUUUCUGCUCAUCGUCCCAUUUAUCUGCCAAGCAGUAUACACGGAGGCAGUUAUGUUCUCAUACGAGGGUCUGUGGUUUUCUGUACGCGCAAGGGCUCUUGGAUCAUUCCUCUCGGGAAUAAUCGCCCUUACAAUUGGCAAUCUUCUGGGUGCAUUCCUCGACACCAAAUCUAUCUCACUCAAGACUCGAACUCGGGCUGCAUUCUUCUUUGUGGUCGGUUGGCAGGGAAUGUGUUGGAUCUGGGCCACGGUCAACACCACCGAGUUCAACAAAACAAAUCCCGCUUAUGACUGGCUUGACCCUGGCUUCGGAAAAGCCUUUGCCUUGUUCCUCUUCUGGGUUGCUGGCUUCCAGCUGAAUUACAUGUAUCUAUUCUUCUUGGUUGGGAAUCUGGCAGAUGAACAAGAAGAGAUUAUUCGGAUUGCAGGAUUAUUGCGCGGAACAGAGUCUGCUGCACAAGCUGUUAGCUAUGGUCUAAGCAGUAUUUCUAUAAUGGCUGCUGUGGGAAAUCCUUACCUAAAUUUUGGCCUGUGGGGUAUUGCUCUUGUCCCUUCCUGGUUUGUCGUGAAGCAAAUCGGACACGCCUUCGGGGACAAGAAGAUUGAGCGGGAAACACGGGCGCUGCGAGAUGUGUCCCAUAAUGAAUAG
This is a messenger RNA of Penicillium waksmanii, 1407 nucleotides long. RefSeq names its product DUF895 domain membrane protein. The transcript is spliced from 4 exons. The record is from RefSeq and is a predicted model, not a curated record. Lineage: Eukaryota; Fungi; Ascomycota; Eurotiomycetes; Eurotiales; Aspergillaceae. The coding region runs from base 1 to 1407 and encodes 468 amino acids.